Saprolegnia parasitica CBS 223.65 is the source of this 1026-nucleotide messenger RNA. RefSeq lists its product as hypothetical. The transcript has a single exon. Lineage: Eukaryota; Oomycota; Saprolegniomycetes; Saprolegniales; Saprolegniaceae. The record is from RefSeq and is a predicted model, not a curated record. The coding region runs from base 1 to 1026 and encodes 341 amino acids.
AUGCGCAGGGUGGCGACGGCCGCCAUCGCGCUUGGGACGGUGGCGCUCAUCGGACCCGUCGUCGUGCGCUGGCAGCCGCCGGCGCAGUGCCUCCAGACCCACGCAUCUGAUGACGCGUUGGCGUCCUACUUUGGCGUCGACGGCCUCGACAACGCGCUCUGCAUCAUCGGUCACUUCUUCCAACAGAGUCAAGCGUUGCCGUCCGAGCCCGUCGCCGACAUUGUCAGCGCACUGCUCGUCAACUGCGUCGCCGCUAUGGUGCUCUUCAUGGGCUUCGAGUCCACGCGCCACGGAGCGCGCGGGCCGGUCGCGUGGCCAGCCUUCAUUGGCACGGCGUACCAGUGGGGUGGCAUCUUCUUCGCAGCGUCGGUGCUCUGGCUUCCGUCUUUCUUCGCAUCGUACCCAGAGCCGCUGGCAACCACGCGCGCUCUCCCUCUUGGCGACACGACGCUUGCCUCGCGCGCGCUGCUCUGGUUCAUCGGCCUCGGCACAUGCGCCUUCGCCGUCGUCUUCCACGGCAUGCAUUUCGCCCAUGGCCCUCUCUUUGCACACGCCUUUAUUGUGUUUCAGUUCUGGCCGUCGCUCUUCCCGCUGCUCUAUCCGGCAGUGCGCUGGUGGUCGCCGCACCCGACAUCCGUCGCCGAGGCGGCGGCAGCAUCGUCAACUGCGAGCUUCCUCUACCGUGCCUUUGCAGCGGCGCUCACGCUCCAACACUGGGGCACGCUCGCCAUCGUUCUCGCCCACGCAGACGCUAUGGACCUCGUGGACGGGUUCGCGAGCUUGGUGCGCACGUCCCCGCCGGACGCGAGCCUGAUCCCAUCGUGGUUCCUCGUGGUCGACGGCGUCUCUGUCUUUGCCUCGAUGACGCUUCUCGUUGUCGCCGAGGCGCGCAACGGCGCGCGGACGUUCGCGCACUUGGUCCUCGCGAGCUUCUUGCUCGGACCGGGCGCCGCCUUUAGCCUUCUGUGUGCGACGCGCGAAGAUGCCAUUCGGUCGACGCACUUUAGCAAGACGAAGCGGCCGUAG